Molecule: messenger RNA, 783 nt
Organism: Bipolaris oryzae ATCC 44560
Lineage: Eukaryota; Fungi; Ascomycota; Dothideomycetes; Pleosporales; Pleosporaceae
Product: glycoside hydrolase family 78 protein
Exons: 1
Coding region: 1-783 (260 amino acids)
Biological process (GO): carbohydrate metabolic process
Source: RefSeq, a predicted model, not a curated record
AUGUGUCACUGGUCUUUUGCCAGCAACUUCUUCAGUUAUCACACUGAUUGUUCGCAGACUGAGAAGUUCGGCUGGCUUGAAGCAACGCAUCUCCUUUCGCCUGCGACCCAAUACAUUCGAGAUAUGGAAUCGAUAUACUCCAAGAUAUUGGAUGACAUAAUGGACGCGCAAGAACCAAAUGGACUUUGUCUGACAAUGGCACCCAAGACACGACACAUGUGUGGUCAGCUCCACGACAUAAUCACGUGGUGUGGUAUAGUCGCUCCGUUUCCUGAAAUCCUUCACUUCUAUUAUGAUUCAACACAUAUUUUUGAGAAGCUCUUCAGACCGUGCGUCAACUACAUGGAGUACAUCAAGACAAGAGAGAACGGAUCAAUUGAGCAUGGUCUUGGCGACUGGGGUCGCGAUACUGCAUUUGGCAAUAACCAAGCGAACAUUAAAACUGCCAUAUACUACCGGUGCUCACGGUAUGUUGAAAUAAUGGCAAAAGUACUCGGGAAUUCUAUUGAUCAAUCCCGCUUCCGAGCUUGGGCUCAUCGUAUAACCAAAGUGUACAAUGAGAAACUCCUCGUUACCGACAAAAAGUUGCAUCCAUAUUCAUGCUGUACUUCUCGGAACGACCUGGGCAGUCAAGAUCGCAAUAUGUUUACACAAGCUCUUGCCCUCCAAUUCGGUCUUGUUCCAGAAAAAUAUAUCACUCAUGUCCAAAGCGCUUCCCUAGACCGUGGUGUAAAUGUAAACAACAAGAUCUCAGCAGAAGAAAUUGGGCUCAAAUACCUUUAG